UACAAACACGGGACAUAUACAGCACUGUACCUUAAUGACGUUCAUUUAACUUUUGCUUUGAGAAAUUCAACUUUUGAGACUUCAGGUUCCAACCAAAUUUGGCUGAAUCAAAAACAUGGACACCACCCUGAGCCUCCUACGACUUUGUUUGCUGGUUGCCAUGGUUACUGCCCACUCAGGACACCAUGGAGAGCCCCCGAAAAGUUUUGGUGACCCAAACGUUAUAGGUGACCAGGAACACCUGAAGCAACACAUGAAGGGCCAGAUCAACAUGGAUAAGCCGAUGUCUCCCGCAGAGAUGGAGUUCCACUACUUCCGCCUCCAUGACACCAACAACGAUACACUCCUGGACGGCCUUGAACUUCUCAAAGCCCUGAGUCACAUGAUACCCCCCAUGGACUUUGCCCCCCAGGAGAUCAGCGGCAAGACGGCCGUGGAGGUGGAGAAUAUGAGGAACCAGAGGGUCCGGGAGAUGAUGGCCAACUUUGUUCAGAUCAUCGACAACGUGCUACAGCUAGACGACCGCGACAAGGACGGGUACCUGAGCUACCCCGAGUACAGCAUGGCCCGACGCCGGGACGCCCAGAAGAUGAAGGAGAUGCAGGAGAAGAUGCUGAGGGACGCCAACAUGCAGAAGGAGGCCAUGCUCAGCAAGCAGCAGCAGCCCUACAACACUGGCCUGUAACCACACGUUUCAUUGGUUCAAGCUUGUAAUCACAGCUCUCAUUGGUUGCACAUUUAUAGAAUGUAGGUCGGGGGUUAAAUUUAAAAUAUUAACAUUAUUUUUUUUUAAAUUAGAGAAACACUUUAUUUUUUUUUGAUCAAGGGACGCAGAGGCGGAACUAGAAAAAAAGAUUUGUAAACGAAUUUAGGGGUCAUAGUGUUGAUGUGGGAGCCCGGGGCGCUCUAGAUGACACGGCCGCCUAUGGCUGAUGAUUCAAGCAGUACACCUCUCCCCCUAUGCAGGAAACCCAAUAAGCGGACCCCAGGUGCUAUGAUAGUGGGGUGCCGCCACUCCAAUAUUAAAUCAAAUGUUAGGAAUAUGACAGAAACUUUGCGGGUGCCUACUCGAAUACUUUCCAACUUUUCACGGCAAUCGCAUGAAUGGUGUAGUAAUUGCAUAAAUAACACAACCAUGUUUUUCACAUGUACAGCUGUAGACUAUGUGACCAGCUUGCGGGCGAAAAUCUUCUGAUUUAGGAGAUAUUCCAUACAUGACUUCAUUCUUUUUUGACGACACAAUAGGGCUGGUAAGUAUGUCAUUAACCAGUUCUAUGGCUCAUGCUGGUUUUAUUGAGCCGUAGAACUGGUUGGUGACCUACUUACCAGCCCUAUAGCCAGACCCUCACCCUAAAUGACGUCAUUUUAUAAUAUUAAUUGACUUACCUUCCUUGUUUUGUGAAUUAGAUUCAUCAAACAUAUACUAGUAAGUAAAUCAAUAUAUGCUGUCUAGUGUCAUACAAAAUAAACAGAAGUGGUGAAUGCAGGUCAGGUAGUUCGCAGACGAUUCAUUUAUCUAUUCGCCACUCGUGAGGCUUUAAAAAAAAAAGGGGGGGGGGCUGGAAAAGGAACAAAACGCAGAUGGUUUACUUAUAUAACGGCCUCUCGCGCAAUGAACUUUGAUUUUUUUCCAAAACUAUUGCCGGUGACAGCGUGUUUGAUUGUAGGAGAAAGAGGACACGGCUUUCACAAUGGUUAAAAAUCAAAGGAAAAAAAGAAUAUGCAGGAGCGUUGGAUAGUGUCUAUAGAAUAAAAAUCCAAACUCAGCUACAGUUUUCGUUUUAGAAAAUAACCAUCUAGUAAAAAAAUGCACGAAAAUUAAAUUUUUAAUUAAACAAUUUUUAUGAUCGGCUGCGGGCCCCCAAAUGGCCUAGACCCCCCCCCCCCCGCGUUGCGUGGUUUUACAGUAUGGUAGUUCCGCCCCUGAGGUGACGUCAUGCGUAAAAAAUCGAUCAAAACAACAAAUCACAUUUCACGAGGGUAAUUAAAAACUGUCGUCUAACUUAUUGUCAUUUAAAAAACAAACCACAUUUCACGAGGGUAUUUAAAAACUGUCGUCUAACUUAUUGUCAUUUAAAAAACAAACCACAUUGCACGAGGGUAUUUAAAAACUGUCAUCUAAGUUAUUGUCAUUUAAAAAACAAACCACAUUUCACGAGGGUAUUUAAAAAAUGUCAUCUAACUUAUUGCCAUUUUAAAGAGUCCCCUUAAAGAUAUGUGUGUCACAUAAAGAUGACAUUGACAUGAUACCACAUGUGUCAGUGUCACGAAUCACGUCAGUGUCACGUCAACGUGUGUCUAAAAUACCAGUACUCACCAGAGAUUUAUAUAAUGGAUGAAUAUGUAUGUUUUAGGGCCAGUUUGUGACUGUAUUGGUCAGUUUUUGAUUGUAUGGUCAGUUUAUAAGAAUGUGGUCAGCUUGCUCGUACAUUCAUGAUGAUAUGGUCAGUUUGUGAAUAUGUCAGUUAAUGCGUGUAGUAAAAAAUUAUAUGUGGUCAGUUGGUGUGUGUGUGUGUGAUCAUAUUGUAAUGACGUGGUCAAUUGACGAGGGCCUACUCAAAUUAUGAUUAAGUGUAAAUGAUAUAAAGAUGUUAAGUACUCUCUGUUUUAUAUCUGAUAAUCCAAUAAAUCACGAUUUAUAACUUUGUGUGUCUGUAACGUAUUACCAUUGGCACUC
Physella acuta is the source of this 2677-nucleotide messenger RNA. RefSeq names its product multiple coagulation factor deficiency protein 2 homolog. NCBI's taxonomy places the organism in Eukaryota, Metazoa, Mollusca, Gastropoda, Physidae. The record is from RefSeq and is a predicted model, not a curated record. Gene Ontology annotation, molecular function: calcium ion binding.